This is a messenger RNA of Nematocida minor, 1614 nucleotides long. Its product is annotated as condensin complex subunit 2. Gene Ontology annotation, molecular function: chromatin binding. The transcript has a single exon. Gene Ontology annotation, biological process: mitotic chromosome condensation. Gene Ontology annotation, cellular component: condensin complex. Lineage: Eukaryota; Fungi; Microsporidia. The record is from RefSeq and is a predicted model, not a curated record. Bases 1 to 1614 code for a protein of 537 amino acids.
AUGGCAGCAGCAGAAAGAGAAAUAGCAGACCUUUUGAAAGAGUCGACAGAGAGCAAAAUCAACGCAAAGACAACAUGGCACUCCACGCUCAUUGACGACUUUUCCAACAUAGAGAAGUUUAAGGAAAAAGAGACAAACAGCAUGAACUUCCAGCACGCAAGCAUAGUUUUGGACGGGUGUGUGAAGGUGUACAGCACGCGAGUUGACAGCGUUGUGGACGAGGCUGACAAACUCAUGGACUCGGUUGGAAGGGUUAAGGAGCCAGAAAAGCAGAGAGUGCGAGCAAAAGCCCACCCCACAAUAGAGUCUAACCUGGAGGCCAUUCUUAUUAAGCAGAAGCUCGUGUCUUCUGACGACGAGAUACUUGAGCACCUAGCCAGAGAGUCAAAAGAAGGCGACACACGAGGCCUGCUUAUGCAUCUUCUUAAGUGGAGCGAUGCCAAGGGAUUCCACGUUCUUCAAACAAACAGUGUGGCUAGUGAAGAUUCGCAGUGUAGUAAGGCCGUGUGCAGCGAGAAAGAGAUAGACUUCGACGCACUGCACAAGUCUUUCUACACGGAAGACGCAAGGAAGAACAUCAGCCCAAUGUUUUCCAAAUUCACUCCUGAUAAGUCGGUGGAGGAGCUUGUGCUCCCAACAUAUGCGUACAACAUCAGCUACGACGCAGAGCCGCUGGAGUAUGCAUACAAAGGGAGCAGCGUUGUUUUCUCUGAGCCAGGGCUGUACAACGAUCCUCUGGAGAGCUAUAGAGACGAUGAGUCAGCAGAAAUGGAGGGCCCUUCCAAAAAUGCAGAAAACCGCUAUGAGCCUUCGCUUAAACCCAGCACGGAAGAGCUGCAUCUGGUCUAUACGCCCUUUGGCUACGCAAAAGGAUGGGCAGGGCCUUCGCACUGGAAGGUGCACGCCCGAAAGCGGCAAAGAGAAAGGCCAGAGGCAAAAGAGAGGAAAAAAGCAGUGAUAGACUUUCUUACGGACACGCACCUUCCUAUUGCAACGCUCUUUGAAAGGGGGGAGGGCAUAGUAAUAACACCUCAGCAAAUAUCAGAAAGAAGAAAGAACUGCAACACUCUCCCGCCAGACCACAAUGUAAGGAUAGAAGACCUGUACCAGAUGUUUAUGUACCCAGGCUUUCUUCACACAGUGGAGGAGGCCAGAGAUUCUACUGGUAGCCAGAGCCAGGAAGCACCUCUCUCCCCAACUGCAUUUCAAGGCGCAGACCAUGCGCAGCAGGAGACAGAUAUCUACGAGUUCAAUGGCGAGGCAGAUUACCAGGAAGCACCAGCUGAUAAUGCAGGAAGCGCUCCAGAGGAAGGAGCUGCACCGCAGACAACGCUGCUUUCUCGCCGGCUUCUACAGAGCGCUCUUAGAAAAGCCCGGAGGAAUGACAUAGUCAAGGUCAAGGAGAGCCUAUGGAGUAAAAUAGAGGAGGGCGAGAAGAAGGUAGAAACCAUAUACAACUCAAUAGAAGAGCAGAAGGUCUCUGUUCAUUUCUAUCUGGUUUCGCUGCUGCAUCUGGCAAAUGAAAGGAAUCUCCGCAUCACUUCAACAUCAAAAGAGCAGAUCUCUGGAAUGGCGGACCUGUCUCUGGAGGGCUCUGCAGCGGGUGUGCAAUAA